Molecule: messenger RNA, 1740 nt
Organism: Geosmithia morbida
Lineage: Eukaryota; Fungi; Ascomycota; Sordariomycetes; Hypocreales; Bionectriaceae
Product: Protein of unknown function (DUF2434)
Exons: 2
Coding region: 1-1740 (579 amino acids)
Source: RefSeq, a predicted model, not a curated record
AUGGACGCACGCGAUGUAAUCUCGUUCCCCGCGGGCGACAACGACACCGACACCAUCUUCGGCUCAACCCAUUUCAACCUUACCACCCUGGUGCACUUCAACUAUACCGUCUACAGCAACGGCACCCUUUCCAACAAUUCCAAGUGCUACCUGACCUACGAGCCCUACGUUCCCGCACUCCUCUUCCCCAAUGGCACCUUUGUCAAUGGCACGGGCUGCUACAACGGCAUCAACCCCAUUGGGGACCGCGGCCGCACGGGAAUCGGCAUGGCAGCCGCGUUCGGCGUCUGCCUCGUCUUGCUGCUGACCUGCCUGGCCAAGCACGGCCCCCAGCAUCUGCCGCGCGAGAAGCGCUUCGCCCCCCUCGGCCGUCGCUGGCAGUGGUACUGGGGCCUGUUCGUCUGCAGCUGCGCCCUCGUCAGCCUGUUUCUCAACAUCGAUGUCGACCGGUACAAGGUUCAGCAGCUGCCCAUUAUCGUCACCACCUUCUUCUACUACCUCAUGUGCAUGGGCUCCAUGGCCCUCGUCUGGGAGGCUGUUCGCCACUGGGGAAGCUGGAUGGAGAGGCAGUACAUUGAUCCCAACCCUUUUGUCCUUCGCGAUGACGACAGACGUUCAAAGAUUGAGUUCUGGCUCCCGCUCUGGUGCUACCUACUCAUCUGGAUGAACUUCUUCAUGAUUAUCCCGCGUAGCUGGAAAUUUGCCCAGAUGCAGCGCUCACCCGAGCAAGAGGCUGCCAUUGCCGAGCCAGGUGCCACAGGCAUCCGCUUCAAGAUUGCUGCCUUCUUCCUGUUUGGCGCGUGGCUGACGACUGUCUUCUCCAUGAGCCACUCGAUCAACCACUACAAGCCCCGCAAAAGCGGCCUGUUCAACCGUCUCAUCGGCCUGUUUCGGGACAUUCCCCUGCGCUUCGCGCUGCUCCUCCCGCUGUCGCUGGGUAUGAUUGCCUACCAGGCUCUCAUCGCGUUCCAGUACCGGUUCUCCGUCAUGCGGGCUGACGGUCCCAUCCCCAUCAUCUACGGCUGGGGCUACGGUACUCAGCUGGCCAUCCUGGUGGUGCAGAUCCUGUACGGCUGGUCCAGCCCCAACGAGGACAAGGAGCUCAUGAGGCAGAGGCGUGUACGCGGCGAGAUGCUCGACCGAGAGCUGGGCAUCAUCCACCGUCCCGCAUGGUGGCGUCGCGUCAAGGGCGAGCACCUAGUUGGAACCGUGCGCGACAAGCUCGCCCGCAACGUCAACGAGGUCGGCCAGGGGAGGUCCCUCGGCCGCCGCGCAGAGAGCGAUAUGGAGAGGGACAUACGCCAGAACAUGGAGAGGAACGCGGCCUACAUCGAGUUGGACAGCUACGACGAGACGUCCCGGUACCAGGGCAAUAGCAAGGGCCACAACCCCCGCGUCGACCGCGCCGGCGUCCGUGGCAUGGGCACGCGCACCAGCUCCAUCUCCGCCUCCAACCUCGACCCGGAGUCUGAACGCGUCGUCAACAUAGCUUCCAGCCUCCUCUUCCCCGACCCUGAAGAGGUUGAGCGCCGCGAGAGGGAGGCUGAGGAAGAGAGGCGACGCCGCCUCGAGUACAUCACCAGUGAUGGUCCGCCACCGGCAUACGAGGACGACAGCCGCGGACGCAGCGCCUCGUCGCGUAGUGGUGACAGGGCCACGGGAGAGAGGAGUAACAGCACCGGCACGACCAACUCCAUCAACGCGCCCGCCACGCAGAUUCGCAGUAUGCUGGACAUCUAA